UCUCCUUCGGCAUCCAGUCACGUGGUGUCAUGUGAGAUAUGCUUGCUAGUUCCCAGAUCAGUUUUGCUGCUAUUCCCAGUGCGAGCGCACGUGCUUUGGUUAUAAUUGUUAUCGUGAAAUUUAAUUUACGCGGAAUUUUACAUUGUGAAAUAUGACUGAUUCGUUACUGCAAAGAUUGGCUAAAGAAUUGGAAGUUGACGAACAUUUGGAUAUAUCUACUGAGGUGGCAAAUGCCCCGAGUAAUCUCGGAAGUCCUCAAAAAACAAGUACUCCGAUAAAGGAACAGCAAUCUGUUCCGGAGUCAUUAAGCGAUUCGAUAAAGUUUCUGAUCGAAUCACAACAAAGACAGUUUCAAGAAUUUCAGUCUUUGGUGAUUGAGGAAAUCAAAUCCACAAAUGCGCGGAUGGACACUUUUUGUGAGGAGCCCGCUACCAAGAAAAGAAAAUCAUCUAACGAUGAUAUAGAGAUAGAUAAUCUCUCUGUAGAAGGAAACUCUUCGCAAGAUAGAGAGGAAACUAAGCCAGACGGUAAUAUUUCAAUUUUGUCUAAACUUUCAGACAAAUUCACUUUUUCCGAAAAGACGGGGCCGUGUAUUAAUUCAGAACUAUCUAAAAUUCUGAAAUCUAUUGUUCGCGAUCGGCAAACAAAAAAGGAUGAUGAAAAAAGAAGAACUGAUCUAUUGGAGAAGAAUCCUCGGCCCGAAAAUUGUGAUUACCUCUCUACUCCGAGGGUUAAUCCCGAAAUUUGGAGAAAGAUUUCAACGACUACGAGAUCAAAGGAUAUUGAAUUUCAGAAAACACAAUCCUCUCUUCUCCGGGCUUUUGGACCUGUUGCGUAUGUUCUGGAAAAACUGGUUGAAAAGGAUCCAAAAGGCGAAAAUGAGGAAAUUUCACCGCUAAUCGAAAGUCUAAUGGAUACCGUGGUUCUCCUUUCUAUGGCUAAUGAUGACAUGAAUGAAUAUCGAAGGAACAACAUCAAGCCUGAUCUGCACACGGAUUAUAGAUCCUUGUGUUCUAACCAGGUUCCGGUGACGGAAAUGCUUUUUGGAGAUAACAUUGCCGAUCAACUAAAAUUGAUUCAGGAAGCCAACAAAGUUGGAAAGAAAGUUGACAAAUAUCAAUCGUCAACAAAGCCUUUUUUAGGAUCAAGGCCUUCUUGGACAAAUGGAUCCAAGAAGGGAAAGACGGGGUGGGGAAAACAAACCCGAGACAACACCCAGUCAUCCGUAUGGAACAAGGGCAGCAGUGUGCGGACCCCUUACAAAGCAAAGAAGUUCUAGACUCGCAGCAUUAUAGACAGAGUGUUACAGAAAAUAAAGCAAGACAGGGCCGAAGGAAUUUUAAUUGUUCCGUGUUGGGAAACACAGUUAUGGUUUCCGGUGCUAAUGAGGAUGUGUGUAGCUCCGCCCAUAAAGAUUCCGAA
This is a messenger RNA of Magallana angulata, 1422 nucleotides long. RefSeq lists its product as uncharacterized. The transcript is spliced from 2 exons. NCBI's taxonomy places the organism in Eukaryota, Metazoa, Mollusca, Bivalvia, Ostreida, Ostreidae. The record is from RefSeq and is a predicted model, not a curated record. The coding region runs from base 152 to 1279 and encodes 375 amino acids.